ACAUCUACCAUUCCCUCAAAACAAAAUGUCUACUAAAACAUUUGCUUUGCUUCAACUACUAGCCGUCACAAUUUUAUACAACCAUGUUCAUGCAACAAGUCCGAUCAAAACCAUCGUAGUUGUGGUGAUGGAAAAUAGAUCGUUCGAUCACAUGCUUGGAUGGAUGAAGAAACUAAACCCGGAGAUCAACGGUGUGGACGGGUCGGAGUCAAACCCGGUCUCAGCGUCGGACCCUUCCUCUAAAAAAAUCAAAUUCGGGUCGGGUUCGCAUUACGUAGAUCCGGACCCGGGUCAUUCGUUUCAAGCAAUAAGGGAGCAAGUAUUCGGGUCAAAUGAUACAUCCAUGGAUCCUCCACCGAUGAACGGGUUUGUUCAACAAGCAUAUUCCGAGGACCCUAGUGGUAACAUGUCGGCGAGUGUUAUGAAUGGUUUCGAACCUGAUAAGGUUCCUGUCUACAAGUCUCUUGUCUCCGAGUUCGCUGUUUUCGAUAGAUGGUUCGCAUCGGUUCCAUCAUCGACACAACCAAACCGAAUGUUUGUGCACUCAGGGACAUCAGCGGGAGCAACCAGCAACAACCCUAUCUCACUUGCAAAGGGUUAUCCUCAAAGAACCAUUUUCGACAAUCUUGACGACGAAGAAUUCUCUUUCGGUAUAUACUACCAGAAUAUUCCGGCGGUAUUGUUUUAUCAAAGCCUAAGGAAACUCAAAUACGUGCUUAAGUUCCAUAGCUAUGGGAACUCUUUCAAGGAUCAUGCAAAGAAUGGGAAGCUCCCUGCCUACACUGUCAUUGAGCAACGUUACAUGGACACCCUCUUGGAACCGGCUUCUGAUGAUCAUCCAUCCCAUGAUGUCUACCAAGGACAGAAGUUUAUAAAGGAAGUGUACGAGACCCUAAGAGCGAGCCCACAGUGGAACGAAACUUUAUUGAUUAUCACUUACGACGAGCAUGGUGGGUAUUUCGACCACGUGCCCACACCGGUUCACAAUGUUCCUAGCCCGGACGGUAUAGUUGGACCGGAUCCAUUCCUAUUUCAGUUUAACAGGUUAGGUAUUCGUGUACCAACAAUAGCAGUGUCCCCAUGGAUAGAGAAAGGAACGGUCGUACAUGGACCAAACGGGUCUCCAUUUCCAUCGUCAGAGUACGAGCACUCUUCAAUCCCCGCGACUGUGAAGAAACUGUUCAAUCUAUCAUCGCCUUUCCUCACGAAGAGAGAUGAAUGGGCUGGGACUUUUGAGAACAUCUUACAGAUCCGAAAGGAGCCUCGAACUGAUUGUCCCGAGACGCUACCGGAACCGGUUAAGAUAAGAAUGGGAGAGGCGAAUGAGAAAGCUCUUUUGACUGAGUUUCAGCAAGAGCUUGUACAACUAGCUGCGGUUCUAAAAGGUGAUAAUAUGCUCACAACAUUUCCUAAGGAAAUAAGCGAAGGAAUGACGGUGAUUGAAGGGAAGAGGUACAUGGAAGAUGCUAUGAAACGAUUCUUAGAGGCUGGUCGUAUGGCUCUUGCCAUGGGAGCGAAUAAAGAAGAGCUUGUCCAUAUGAAACCUUCCCUCACCGAAAGAAGACAUUAAGCUUGACUUCCCAUUCUUCUUUUAACUUCUAUCACAUCUAGAUCUCAUACUUAUAAGUCAAAUCCCCGAUAUCUUAUAAAUAAACGGAUUGUUAAUUU
This is a messenger RNA of Arabidopsis arenosa, 1668 nucleotides long. NCBI's taxonomy places the organism in Eukaryota, Viridiplantae, Streptophyta, Magnoliopsida, Brassicales, Brassicaceae. The record is from the annotation of a GenBank genome assembly.